AUGUCCUCAAUCCAAGUAGAAGAAGAAAUCUACGACGUCCUAGUCAUAGGCGCCGGCCCCUGCGGUCUCGCCAUAUCAGCCCGUCUGCACGAACACACCCCCGCCGCCCUCUUCACCGACGAAGAACACCGUCGCUUCCACUGGAUCUCCAAGUACGGCAACAAAAUGCCCCUCAAGCACGUCCGCAGCGGUAAAAUCUCACCCCCCAAGCAAGCUGCGAAACCGCAGUAUAAAAUGUUGGUUCUUGAUGCAGAUAGCGAUACGUGGAUGGGCCGUUGGAAUAGGUUAUUCAAGAUGUAUGAUAUCUCGCAUUUGAGGAGUCCGAUGCUCUGGCAUGUUGAUCCGCUUGAUCGGGAUGCGCUGCUGGCGCAUGCGUAUGCUAAUGAUAGAGCGGAUGAACUUGUUGAGAUUCGGAAUUGUGUGGGCAAGGAGGUUAGUAAACAUGGGAGGAAGAAGAGUGGACAGCGAGCUUGUGGUCGAAGACAAGAAGCCCGUGUUGAUAUCAAUGUGAGAGAGCGCAAUGACUACUACAACCCCUCAACAUCUCUCUUCUGCGACCACUGCGAAAAAGUAGCUGCGCGUUACAACCUCAGCUCAAACAUGAUUCGCAAAGAAUCCCUCCAGCAUCUGGACUACGAUGAAGUAAAGGGCAUUUCCAUCGACGGCGAGAAACUCUUCACCGUAACAACCAACAAAACUCGUCGAUACGCUCGCACAGUAGUGUUAGCAGUCGGUCCAGCAAACGUCGCCAAAAUCCCCCACAUCCCCUCUAUGCCAGACUCAAACCUCCCUCAGACAUGUCACAGCAUGCACAUCACCGAGUUUCCAGAUCCCAUCGUCAAAGCUCGCAUCUCUGCUAAGAAAACGACGAAUAUUCUCGUUGUUGGCGGUGGUUUGACGUCUGCGCAGUUGACGGAUCUUGCUAUCCGAAAGGGCGUCACGAAGGUGUGGCAUGUCAUGCGUGGACCAUUGCGUAUCAAGCAUUUUGACGUUGGGCUUGAGUGGAUGGGGAAGUUUAAGAAUGCGAAGCAAGCGCAGUUUUACUACGCUGAUUCAGACGAUGAGAGGAUUGAGAUGAUCAAGGAGGCGAGAGGUGGAGGAAGCAUCACGCCUGUGUUCCACAAACGACUCAAGAAACAUCUCCUCACGAAGAAACUCGAACUCUUCACUGAAACAAGUCUCACCGAUGCGCAAUUCGACGCUGAGAAGGGUACAUGGAGUGUUCAGACUAAUCCACCUACCGAAAUGCCAGCCAUGGACUACAUGUACUUUGCAACAGGCAUCCAAACAGACUUCUCCUCCCUCCCCUACCUCCAAGCAAUUAUAUCAAAGUACCCCAUCGAAGGACGCGGUGGUUUUCCCUGUAUAAACAACGAUUUAAUGUGGAACGAUGAUGUCCCGCUGUUCAUGAUGGGAAGACUGGCUGCACUGCGUCUCGGCCCUGCGGCGCCGAAUCUCGGCGGUGCGCAGGUCGGUGCGGAGAGAAUCGCGUGGGCUAUUGAGGAUAGGGUUGCGAGGGCUGGGGAGGAUGAGGGGGAGGAUUAUAGGAAGGGGUAUUUGUCUGGGCAUGGGAAUAUGUAUAGUUCUUUAGCUUGUCGCACAUGCACAGGCUACAUCGCUCCACCACCAGGCUCAUUCUCAUGGACUUCUCUUCUACGCAUCAAACCCCAGACUUUACCUAUAACCAACACAAAAGAAGUCCGCAGCUUAUCAUUCUUUCAUCACGUGGUCGCUCCCGUGCUCUCCGGUCCAUUCGAUGGCUCGUUCUGGACGUAUUUCGUCGUUCAAAUGGCGCAGUCUGAACCAGCAGCGCGUCAUGCAGUGUUAGCGAUAAGUUCGCUAUUCGAAAGCUUUGAGCCCGCAAAGGAGAGCGUUGCUGAUGAGUUUGCGAUCAUGCAUUAUAACAAAGCUAUAAGUAUUCUCACGCGCGAGUCGAAACCGUGUGUUGAUACGGUCUUGUUAGUGUGUAUGAUGUUCAUAUGCAUUGAGUUCCUUCGCGGGAAUCGUGAAGCCGCAGUCACACACGCAAGUCACGGCGUACACCUACUUAACUCCGAAGGCCACAAAUCCCGCCUCGCAAACACUUUUGCGCAAAUGAGCGUAUUCCCGCUCUUCUUCAUCGAAGUAGGCACCGAUUUUCCUCUUCUCCAAGGCGACGAGGCCGCAGAUCUGAAGAACCCCGUGUUCUACACCAUAAGCGAAGCACAGCAUGCCUUGGAGCAUUUAAGUAUAAGGAUCAUAAAGCUUGUGCGCGAUGGGAAUGCAUUUCGGUUGCAUGUCGUUGAUGAAGAGCCGCAGGAGUGGGUUCUUGAUGAGCAGGCGGAGGCGAAGCAGGAUCUUGAGGCGUGGGGCUUUGCGUUUGAGAGAUUCCGGGCUUUGGGGGAGCAGAGAGAGUAUUUGACUACGUUGGCGCUCAUUACGAGAUAUAGACUUAUGAAGAUCUGGAUCGCGAAUUGUUUUGAGAGGGGAGAGAUGGAGUAUGAUUUGAUGAAAGAGGACUUCGUCACGAUUGUGGACUGUGCUCGGAAGGCAGCUGAGUACCAUGAGGUUCAGCGUACGACACCCGGGAAGUUCAUGUUCAACGUUGGUUUUAACCCCAUGCUUCAUUUCACGGUAUGGAAAUGUCGGUACCUGUCUCUUCGGGUAGAAGCACUAUCUCUCAUGCUUCGGCUAUCAAGUCAACAAGAAGCACUAUGGGAUGCAGCGCUGAUGUACAACGUGUCACGGCGCAUCAUCGAGGUUGAGCACGGCAUUGAUCUAGCGGGGAAUUAUGAUCUUUGUGACGAGACAUUACCCCCUGAUGAGAACAGAGUAAAAGGAUUCUUCUUCAGAGAGAGUCCAGAGGCAGAAUCUGUCAUGUGGGAUAAGAAUGCCGAGACGGUGUAUUUCCUCAUGGCACAUCCCGAGGGUGGUGUGAUAUAUAGGAAGGACUACGUUAGAAACAAGGACUUGGUUUUGGAUAGCGGGCAGACUUUUUGGAUGUAA
Fusarium verticillioides 7600 is the source of this 2985-nucleotide messenger RNA. RefSeq lists its product as hypothetical. The transcript has 3 exons. The coding region runs from base 1 to 2985 and encodes 994 amino acids. Lineage: Eukaryota; Fungi; Ascomycota; Sordariomycetes; Hypocreales; Nectriaceae. The record is from RefSeq and is a predicted model, not a curated record.